AUGAAGGGGAAACUCGACGUGGGCGACGGGAGCGACGUGGGCGACGGGCGCGUCGUGGGCGACGGGCGCGACAUGGGCGACGGGAGCGACGUGGGCGACCGUAGUGACGUGGGCGACGGGAGCGACGUGGGCGACGGGAGCGACGUGGGCGACGGGAGCGACGUGGGCGACGGGAGCGACGUGGGCGACGGGAGCGAUGUGGGCGACGAGAGCGACAUGGGCGACGGGAGCGACGUGGGCGACAGGAGCGACGUGGGCGACGGGAGCGACGUGGGCGACGGGAGCGAUGUGGGCGAUGGGAGCGAUGUGGGCGACGGGCGCGUCGUGGGCGACGGGCGCGACAUGGGCGACGGGAGCGACGUGGGCGACCGUAGUGACGUGGGCGACGGGAGCGACGUGGGCAACUGGAGCGACGGGUGCGACGGGAGCGACGGUGGGCGACGGGAGCGGCGUGGGUGA
Molecule: messenger RNA, 459 nt
Organism: Closterium sp. Yama58-4
Lineage: Eukaryota; Viridiplantae; Streptophyta; Zygnematophyceae; Desmidiales; Closteriaceae
Source: the annotation of a GenBank genome assembly